Messenger RNA from Siniperca chuatsi (mandarin fish), 5168 nucleotides. It is a transcript of the gene eml4, whose product is annotated as echinoderm microtubule-associated protein-like 4. Gene Ontology annotation, cellular component: mitotic spindle. Gene Ontology annotation, biological process: microtubule cytoskeleton organization. The transcript has 24 exons. Gene Ontology annotation, molecular function: microtubule binding. The record is from RefSeq and is a predicted model, not a curated record. Bases 383 to 3376 code for a protein of 997 amino acids. NCBI's taxonomy places the organism in Eukaryota, Metazoa, Chordata, Actinopteri, Centrarchiformes, Sinipercidae.
CUGCCUCCCCCUAAGUCUCCCCCGUCUCCUCAGUCCUCCCCCCUCCUCCUCCGGGGGAAGCGCGCGCUGCCAGAGCAGGCGGAGUCGGAAACGCGCAGCAGCGUCGGUCCGUCGUGUCUGCGGCUCCGCGGCUUCUCUCGUCUCUCUUUCGGCUGUCGGAUCCUCCAGGGAGCGGCUUCAACUCCCAGUCCGCAGGAAAGCGGCGGAUCUUCGGCCCCACGGACGGACGGACACGGCGGGCAGCGCGGCGGGGACAGACCCGACUCGGCUCGGCUCGGCUCUUCCUCCCCCCGCUGCGGUGGAAAAACCCGGACGGAGGCCCGCAGUGUGCGCUCAGCCUCCCGCAGGCCUCCGGCCCGGACUCCCGCUUUUCUACCGGAAAAUGGACGGAUUCACCGGCAGUUUAGAUGACAGUAUGUCUGGAGCGAGUGUCUCAGAUGUCAACGACCGUCUUUCUGCUCUGGAGCUUCGUGUUCAGCAGCAGGAAGACGAGUUGACAGUGAUGAAAGCUGCUCUUGCUGACGUCCUUCGCCGCCUCGCUGCCUCUGAAGUCUCUGCUGCCUCCUCAACCAAGAAACAACAUGGAGGGAAAGGCGGUGCUGCACUGCGGGAAGCCUACUCGAUGUCCUGUAUCGCUAACGGAGGAACAUCUGGACGAAAGAGAGACUCCACCUCCGUCACCAGGAAGGAGACGGUGUCGUCCGCCGCCAAAAGUGGAGCGGACAGGAAGAAGGAGACCAGCAGCCAGCGGUCUCUGAUGGAGGAGAUCCAGGAGCAUGAGGAGUCUCCUCGCCCAAAGGACCCGUCCCCCUCGCCCUCCUCCCCCCACCCUCCCCAGACCCCUCAGACCCCCCAGACCCCCCAGAGACCGGCCCAGUCCGCUGACAGCAGUAAAGGCCACGCCCCUCCCAAAAGGGGACCCAGUGUGAAGCGGUCCUCAGGUAUGGAGCGUUCUCAGAGCAGCACCUGGGACAGUUCAGAGGAAAACAGGAACAAACUGGUGAAAGCUGCCUCCACCUCUAAACUGCUGGCCAAAGUGGUCAAGAACGCUGAGAGACACAAAGACCCGGUGGUCAGUCAAGCCAAAAUGUCGACCCGAGAGAAAAACAGCCAAGCUGAGGGGAAUCACAUUAAGAUGUUCAUGCGUGGUCGACCGAUAACCAUGUUCAUCCCUUCAGAUGUGGACAACUACGAGGACGUUCGUACAGAACUUCCUUCAGAAAGACUCAAGCUAGAAUGGGUGUACGGUUACCGCGGCAGAGACUGCAGAGCGAACGUCUACCUCCUUCCAACUGGAGAGAUUGUUUACUUCAUCGCCUCUGUAGUUGUUCUGUUUAACUACGAUGAACGAACUCAGAGACAUUACCUCGGCCACACCGACUGUGUCAAGUGUUUGGCCAUCCAUCCUGAUAAGAUCCGGAUCGCUACAGGACAGAUUGCAGGAGUGGACAAAGACGGACGGGCACUGCAGCCUCACGUUCGUAUCUGGGACAGCGUCAGUCUGUCGACUCUGCAGGUCGUCGGUUUGGGAACAUUCGAGCGAGGCGUCGGCUCUCUGGCUUUCUCCAAAGCUGACUCUGGUCAGCACCUGAGUGUUAUUGACGACUGUAACGAUCACAUGCUGACAGUGUGGGAUUGGCAGAAGAAGUCAAAGGUCGCUGAGAUCAAGACCACUAACGAGGUGGUCCUGGCCGUGGAGUUCCACCCCACUGACCCGAACACCAUCGUCACCUGUGGAAAGUCUCACAUCUUCUUCUGGACCUGGACUGGGACUUCGCUGGCUCGUAAACAGGGAAUCUUUGGGAAAUAUGAGAAGCCAAAGUUUAUUCAGUGUCUGGCCUUCCUGAGUACUGGAGACAUCCUGACAGGAGACUCUGGAGGAGUCCUGCUGGUCUGGACCAGGAGCUCAGCUGAGACCCCAACCGGGAAGGGACCCAGAGCGUUUCAGAUCAGUCGGCAGGUCAAAGGUCACGAGGGCAGCGUGUUCUGUAUGUGUGAGAUGAGGAGCGGCACUCUGCUGACUGGAGGAGGAAAAGACCGAAAAAUCAUCCUGUGGGACCACGAACUGAGAGCUGACCGAGACAUCGAGGUCCCGGAUCAGUACGGAACCAUCAGAGCGGUGUCUGAGGGGAAGGGGGAUGAGUUUCUAGUCGGGACAUCUCGUAACUUCAUCCUGAGAGGAACCUUCAACGAUGGCUUCCUGGUGGAGGUCCAGGGUCACACAGACGAGCUGUGGGGUUUGGCGUCUCACCCGUCCAGAGAGAUGUUUCUGACGUGUGCUCAGGACCGGCUGGUCUGCCUCUGGAACUCGGUGGAUCACAGUCUUCAAUGGAGCCGCACGCUGGAGGAACAUGGACACUGUGCAGACUUCCAUCCCAGCGGAGCCGUGGUUGCCAUAGGAACACACUCAGGAAAGUGGUACGUUCUCGACGCUGAGACCACCGACCUGGUGGCAAUCCACACCGAUGGAAACGAGCAGCUGUCAGUGAUGCGCUUCUCUUUAGAUGGCGGUCUGUUGGCUGUUGGAUCUCAUGAUAACUUUAUUUACCUCUACACCGUCUCCGACAGAGGACGCAAGUACAGCCGAUACGGGAAGUGCACCGGACAUUCCAGCUACAUCACACACCUAGACUGGUCACCUGACAACAAUUUCAUCAUGUCCAACUCUGGAGACUACGAGAUCCUCUACUGGGACGUUCCAAACGGUUGUAAACUGAUCAGGAAUCGUUCAGAGUGUAAAGACAUCGACUGGGCGACGUACACCUGCGUACUGGGAUACCACGUGUUCGGUGUGUGGCCGGAGGGUUCAGACGGCACCGACAUCAACGCUCUGAUCAGAUCUCAUAACAGGAAGGUGAUCGCUCUGGCUGACGACUUCUGUAAAGUUCACCUGUUCGCCUACCCAUGCUCCACCCCCAAGGCUCCCAGCCAUAAAUACAGUGCACACAGUAGUCAUGUGACCAACGUCAGCUUCCUGUAUAAAGACAGUCACCUGAUCUCGACGGGGGGGAAGGACACCAGCAUUAUGCAGUGGCGUUUGGUGGAGAAAUCUUCGCUCUCUCUCACCGAUGGCCUCCUCUCUAACUCCGCCCCCCACCGGGCGGACCCUCUCUUCACUCCGCCCCCUCCCGCCACAGCCACACCAAUGCAAGAACCCGCCCCUCCCCCGACUGCCAACGGGACCCAAGAACCCUCCCCGGACACCCCGCCCCCCACAGAGCUAGCACCACCCAUCACUGAGUUAACCCCGCCCUAUUCAGAGUCGACCCCGCCCCCCUCUGACAGCACGGUGAGCCUGAAGGACAGCCUGGAGCCGAGCGACGACACCGCUACGCCCAGCGACGAGGGGCUGCCUCCCCUCACCCCCCCCUCAUAGACAGAGAGAGUCCGUGUGAGUGUUGGUACAGCUAUCUUUGUGAGGACCAGGCUGAGUUUUACAGCUUGUGAAGCCAUUUUUGUGAGAACAUUUUGGUUGGUCUUUACUUUUUGUCGGACCUCUGAAUUUCUGUUUGAGGGUUCAGACUUAGUUUUAAAGUUAGAAUCAGGUUUAGGUUCAAUUUAGGAUAAGGAUGGGGUUAGGCAUUUAUCUGUGAUGGUUAAAUAAGAGUUAAUACGAUACAUAACUCAAUGUUUUUGUAUCAAAUAUGAAGACACAGACAUGAAACACUUGAUAUCAUUCAGUGUGACUCACACUUCCAGAGGACAUCAUUAUCUCUGAUGUCCGUCCAGAAUAAACCUCCGGAAAUUCACUUAGAGAUCAGAGAAAAAAGAUGCUGCAGAACCUGCCUGAGAAUCUAAUCCGGUGAUAGUUGUCUGGACAUCCACGGGUCCACUGCAGACAGGAGCUGCUGACAGCUGAUUCAGCUGCUGUUAAUGGGGACAAUUUGACUAACUGUAAAAAAUAAAAAUAAAAUAGAAUCAAGAGCUCUCAGUGGUCGUGGUGUAAUGGUAGUUUUAGGGGGCUAGGGCAUGCAUUAUGUCAAUAAGGGUCCUCACAGGUAUAGAAGUACAAAUGUGUGUGUGUGUUAUCACUCGUUCCUGUGGCUGCAGAGUCGCAUGGUUUUUCUCAUCAAUCAGCUGUUAAAAUAAACCUUCCUUCAGUUUGAACAAUCAUGUGAUGUCACAGUUUGAAACACCUGGAGAGUCCUGAUUUACCUGAGCAGAGACUGGAUGAGACUAAUGAAAAAUAUGAUUAUUGGUUCCUAACAAUUAUUGCUAAAAGGAAUCAUGUAAGAUGAGCUGCAGACUGUAAAUUGUCAAAACUUUAAACAGAAACACUGAUUGGAUUAAUUCAUUCAUGCGACUCGACUUUUUUGCGCUUUUAUUUUAUGAAACCACCAAACUCAACACUUCUGAGAGAUGUUUCACAAUAAAAGCCCAGGAGAUCGAGAUCAAGGCUGAAGUUAAACUCACACUGAAAACAGGAAACGGGAAGUAAAUAGGUGGAAAUAGGACGUAAAGUGGAAAUAUGACCUCCAGAGUAAAAACUGUGACUGAAAUGUUUUUUAAUAAUCAGAAUCCAGAGUUGACAGAGAAGUGGAUCCGAGUGAGACGUUGCUCUUUGACAGAGGAUCUGUGUUUGUAUAUGCUGCAGAUAUCUGUGUGUAUAUUUCUGUUCACCACCAGGGGACAGCAGCUCCUCAGUUACACUGUAAAAGUACUCAGCCGCCAUCACAUUCAACACUCACAUCUCUCAGCCAAUCAGGUCACAGGAAACACAUGAAAUUCUCUCCUCUGAUUGGCUGUUUUUCAGUGACUCAUUGAAUGACUGCUGAUGAUGUUUGUUUUUGUCUCUUCUGGACCAUUUCUGUUCAAAAUGUUUUUGGGGAGGGGGGUCAUUCAUGUUUUUGCCUUUUUAAUACUUCUCAUCUUUAAUACUUUCAUCUUUUCUACGCUUGUCUCUCUGAAGGGCUUGUACAGAGUUCAGGGACUCGCCUGGAUGUUCAGGGAGGGGCGGGGUUACGGGAGGUGCGGGGUCUUGUGGGAGUUUCUGGAUUAAAGUGUUUAUUUUUCAGCGAUCAGUAACGACAUUGAUACCCAUAAUGAUGAUGAUGAUGUUCAUGUGACUGUUUUGAGCCAAUUAUGUCUUCUCUCAUGCAUUCCUGUCAGACGACAGACUGUACUGAAGAUUUCAACAAAAAAAUGCAAAUAAAUGUUUUGAAAACUGA